Messenger RNA from Lytechinus variegatus (green sea urchin), 1512 nucleotides. RefSeq lists its product as uncharacterized. Lineage: Eukaryota; Metazoa; Echinodermata; Echinoidea; Temnopleuroida; Toxopneustidae. The record is from RefSeq and is a predicted model, not a curated record. The coding region runs from base 102 to 1013 and encodes 303 amino acids. The transcript has a single exon.
CUCCUUCUUCUCCUUCUCAAUUCACUUUAGAUUACUUUGAUGGCAUCCAGCUCAACUUGACGUUGAAAUCCAGACAGAGGACACCGUUCGUCAAAUUCAAGAUGAUGACGUCAUCAAGGAGUCCACUCGCAAUGACGUCAUUAGGCCUCCAUUACGAUUGUGAUUAUGACGACGAAAUGGGUCUUCCGCCAAUCACGGGUGGCAGUCUGGACAGAGACUUCAUGCGCAUCAACGUAUUUCCUCCUCCUCUUCAGACGCGCAGCAGUUCUGAAACCCGAAAAUUUUGCAUUCCUCAAACCGACGCAGAUUGGAUUCAGAUGGUAAAUAGAUUCAACAACGGACACCAAGAGAUGUAUUAUCCGUCUAAAAGUGUGUACUCCAAACCUCCGGGUCCGAAACCGAUCCGAUCCAUCAGCGCGAACUCCUAUUUUGAUCCGUUUACUUUGCGCACUGACGUUUCGGGCAGCACGAAGGCUCGUGACGUAGAGAACGGGAUGACGCGCGUACAGAUGGAGCGCGCGUAUCAACGCGCAUGUGCAAAGUCUACCGCAGGUGCAAGGUAUCGAGAACUGCCGUCCAAUUACUUACGCGAAUUUCCAAGAGAUCAGCAAAGAAUUCCUAUUUUGAGAACUAGCACGAUGCCCUUCGUUCCUCGUUAUGCAAAUUCUUCAACCUCGGAAUCGGGGUACUGCACCGGUGACGAAACAAAGAAAGCAUCGACAUGUCUAGCUUCUCAACAGCGAGAACAAAACUCUGUGCGUCCGAACCCUUUGUCGUCGCCAUCGUCAUCGAGACGGGCAGAUGGAAAUUUACCGUCGAAAAGAGAAGCGUGGUACAGCGCCCACUAUCGUGCUAAAAUCAUAAAGCAGUCACCACCGUGGCGCUCUCUUUUGAACAGACGACCCCAAGGGAUGAGAGCAAGUGGAGAGCUUUGCCCGAAGUAUUGUCGAUGCUGUUUCAAAGACACUUACGAUUCAAGCAACAAGAACAUUUUCAAGAUCGACCUCACGUAGACUAGCUCAGUUUUCAAUACAACUUUGAAUAUUCUCUAUUUAAAGAUUAUAUGCCUAUAUUAAUUUUAUACCAUAGCAUCCUUGAGAGCUUAUAGGAACUGGAAUGACGCCAGAUUACAAUGGUGGAUGUGGAUUUUAACGCGGAUCCUUGUGGAGUAUAAAAUGCACCAUAAGGACCCAAGAAAAGACAUUCAACGUUCGUCACGAUAUUUCAGGCCACAGGAGGCGUAUUUACCAUUUUGGACAUGUUGGAAGUCCUAUAGAAACACGAAUGAGUGUAAACGCUGGAUCAGGCUUUUAGACAUCCCGGAUCCAAGAUUUGAUUGAAGAUCCAAAACUGUUUAAUAGGGUUAUUAAAUGGGUACUUCAGGCUGAAGAUAUUCAUAUCUCAAUAAAUACAGUAAAUUCCGAAGCAAAAUGAUCAGUCAGAUUACAAACAACAAAUUUAUUGAAUUUUAAAGAUUUACAUUAUUCCAGUGAACAGUUCUAGGCAUGUCUU